AUUAUUUGUACCUAGAUAUUCAACUCCAGUCCGAACUUACUGUUUCCGGCUAUAAUAACCUUGAGAAAUGGCUCUACGAAUUCUUGUUGGUUGCAAACGGGUUAUUGAUUAUGCCGUUAAGGUUAGGGUAAAGCCGGAUAAGAGCGGUGUUGUUACCGAAGGUGUUAAGCAUUCUAUGAACCCUUUCGAUGAAAUCGGAAUUGAAGAAGCUGUACGCAUGAAAGAAAAAAAGUUGGCAUCAGAAAUUAUUGUUGUCUCAUGUGGACCACAACAAUGUCAAGAAACGAUCCGAACCGCCCUUGCCAUGGGAGCUGACAAAGGAAUCCAUAUUGAUAUCCCGGCUGCUGAUUUGAGCAAAGUUGAACCUUAUCACAUUUCGAAAAUAUUUGCCAAGCUUGCAACUGAAAAUAAAGCUGAUGUAGUUAUUGUUGGUAAACAAGCUAUCGACGGUGACAACAACCAAACUGGACAAAUGAUUGCCGCUAACUUGGAUUGGCCACAGGCAACUUUCGCUAGCAAAAUUGAAAAAGACGGCGAUGGCCUUAAAGUAACUAGAGAAAUUGACGGAGGCUUAGAAACAAUUAAUUUAAAACUGCCAACCGUUAUAACAACUGACUUGAGGUUGAACGAACCCAGAUAUGCUACACUUCCUAAUAUUAUGAAAGCCAAGAAGAAACCUAUUGAAAAGAAAACAGCAGCAGACUUAGGAGUGGACCUUACACCAAAGCAACAAGUGAUUAGCGUAGAGGAUCCGCCGGUUAGGGAAGCUGGUCAAAAGGUGGAAGACGUUUCACAAUUAAUCGAAAAAUUAAAAGGAGCUGGAGUUGUAUAG
Molecule: messenger RNA, 832 nt
Organism: Dimorphilus gyrociliatus
Lineage: Eukaryota; Metazoa; Annelida; Polychaeta; Dinophilidae
Source: the annotation of a GenBank genome assembly